AUGAAUAUUAUGCUGAUUCGAAAUCACAUCCUUCAUUUGAUAUCAUUUUUCACUAGCGCCUUUAUUAUGGAUCGAGAUACAGUCGAUUUCAUGGCUAUCAAGAUGGCAAUUUUCUUGGCUUCGCAUAUUAUUAUGGAGUUUUUCAAAAUGAUGUUGGUAGAGUACAGCGGCGCGUCGGAAGAGGAUAACGUGAAGACGCAAGAUGUAUCGAAGACAAAGGAGGGAGAUGUUGACGGAGAAGUAUCAUAUGCGAAGGAUGUAAAAGCAGGUGAAGAAUUUGCGACGGAUAAGAGCGUGGAAGCAGAUAGGGAAGGCGCUGUCAAAACAUAG
Wallemia ichthyophaga EXF-994 is the source of this 330-nucleotide messenger RNA. RefSeq lists its product as uncharacterized. The record is from RefSeq and is a predicted model, not a curated record. Bases 1 to 330 code for a protein of 109 amino acids. NCBI's taxonomy places the organism in Eukaryota, Fungi, Basidiomycota, Wallemiomycetes, Wallemiales, Wallemiaceae. The transcript has a single exon.